AAAUAAUAUCCACCACCAACGCGAUGCACCAACCACGAGAACCCAAUGGAUGUUUGGCUUUAGAUCUUUGGCCGAAAAUCAGAUCUAAUUGAUGACGUGGACCAUGUGGGCCAUUGCUUUAGAUAUUUUGUAGCGUUGGGGAUAUUUUCUUGAACCGUUGGAUCAGUGGCGGUUAGCAUAAGUGUUUCAUCUGAAGCCGUUGGAUUCAACUUCCGCUGUUAAACUUAACGGUGCUCCUGUCCUUCCUUCUAGAUAUUCCCCUUCCUUUUUCCGAUGUUUUAAUUUCUUUUUAGAUGUUUUCAUUUUUACCCUCCAAAAUUGGUUCUGUGGAAACAAAGAAAUCAGAAAAUUUUGUGUGUGCCUGCUGGUUUUGGAAGCUCCAUCAAAGAAGAAGAUUCUCAUGGUACAGUGUGAUUCAGGUGGAAUAGCAGGGAUUGAUUCCGUUUGAGAGGGAAUAAACAUGGGUGAGGUAGUUGUGAGCGAGAGAUUAGUUGGAACGGUUGAGGAAGAAGAGAAGCAGACGACUACGGUGGCGGCUGCCGAGGAAGAAACUACUGCAACGGAGGGCAAAGGCGGAGGAGGAGAAUCGAAAGGGCUGAUGAGGUGGGAGAAGUUCUUGCCGAAGAUGGUACUGAGGGUGCUCUUGGUUGAAGCUGAUGAUUCCACGAGGCAGAUUAUAGCUGCGCUCCUCAGAAAAUGCAGCUACAAAGUGGCGGCUGUUCCUGAUGGCCUAAAGGCAUGGGAAAUACUCAAGGGAAGACCCCACAAUAUCGAUCUAAUACUGACGGAAGUGGAUUUACCUGCCAUAUCUGGCUAUGCACUUCUCACUUUAAUUAUGGAACAUGAUAUUUGCAAAAAUAUCCCUGUCAUAAUGAUGUCCUCACAAGAUUCUAUAAGUACAGUAUACAAGUGUAUGCUGAGGGGAGCUGCUGAUUAUCUUGUUAAGCCCCUUAGAAAAAAUGAAUUGAGGAAUUUGUGGCAGCAUGUUUGGAGAAGGCAAUCGUCAACUGUUGCCAUGAAUGGCCUCCAAGAUGACAGUGUUGCACAGCAGAAGGUUGAAGCCACUGCUGAAAACAAUGAUGCUAGUAUUCGUUCAAGUGGUGAUGCUGCUUCCAUUCAGAGAAAUAAGGAAUUAAUCGAGAAAGGAAGUGAUGCACAGAGCUCUUGCACAAAGCCCGACCUGGAAGCUGAGAGUGGCCCUGUCGAUAACAUGCAGGAAUUUGCUUCACUGAAAUGUGGUGAAUCAUAUCCAACUGGAACAAUGACACAAGAGGUAGAAACGUGCAUGCGAUUGGGGCAGAUAUCAGUUAUGCAUGACAGUCAUGCUGGAGGAUUAGCUAUGGCUAGUAGCAAAAAUUGUGAGACAAGCACAACCAAUGGCAAGGAUGGUGAUACAGAACAUUUUCGGAGUGCUACUAUCUGUGGUGAGGCUCAUGACAAUCACUGUGUUCAAAUUAGCUGUUCUAAGGAAGCUAUUGACUUGAUUGGAGCAUUUCAUAAUCGUCCAAACUGCAGCCUCAAAACUCCCACAGUUAACUGCACAGGAAAGUUUGACUUCGAAAUACCAUCAUGCAUUCAAAUGCCUCAGCUUUCAAGCGGUAUACAAACAGGCAAUUUCAAGCCUCACCUGCGAUUUUAAACUUCUCUGACCAACAAAGGGAACAGAGAACAAAUUGCGAGAAAAGUAUUUCCCAUUUUGCUACUGGCUGUAAUUCAGAUAGUUCAACACCUAGUGUGCAAAGAAAUCUUUUAUCUCCAACUACACCCCAAUCGAAAGAAUCUGAAGCAGCAACUUCACACUCGCAACAGCAAGGGCACUCUCUCCCGAUUGCAGUUAAAGGUGUAAGGUUCAAUGAUUUAUGCACGGCCUAUGGUUCUGUACUUCCUCCAAUGUUUCGCACGCAAUCGGGUCCACCAUUGGUGCCUAGCCCCAGUUCAGUUGUGCUUCUUGAACCAGCCUUUCAAGUAAAUGCAUUUUAUCAAUCAAGUGUUAAAGACAAUAGUUCAGAGCAGGUUUAUGAAUCUCCCAGUUCUGGUGGAAAAAGUGCUCCAAACAACAUGAUUUCCAGACCGGAACACAAACCAGAACAUGCUGAGGAUCGAAGACACAUCUCUCCUGCAACUGAUCAAAGUGGAUCCGGUAGCUUCUGUAAUGGAAAUGCAAGCCAUCUUAAUAGCAUGGGGUAUGGAAGCAACUGUGGAAGCAGCAACAUUGUUGAUCAGGUCCCAAUUGGCAGAGCAGCUUCAGAGGGUAAGAAUGAAGAGAUGGCAAACAAUGCAAGCUCUCAUCGAUCUAUCCAAAGAGAAGCAGCUCUAAAUAAGUUCCGCUUGAAAAGGAAAGAGAGAUGCUAUGAGAAGAAGGUUCGAUAUGAGAGCAGAAAGAAACUAGCAGAGCAGCGCCCGAGAGUGAAAGGUCAAUUUGUUCGUCAAGUGCAGCCGGAUGCUCUUGCUGCAGAGAAAGAUGGCAAAGAAUAUGAUCUUUAACAGAUUUCUGACUCACUAGAGAGAACACUUAUUUAGUAUAGUUGCUUCAAAAUUUUGUUUUCUCGAAUCACAUGAUCUGUAUAUGCUUUCUAAGACGACUUUCCUCAUUUCUAUUUCCUUUUAGAUAUAGCUAAUGUAAUAUAUCCUUGUAAUCUAUAUAGUAUCAUAGUUAUUUUGCUGCCACAUUAUUUAUUUGUUUAUUUGUAAGGAUUUGAUUGUUCAUCAGGACUCAUGAUGAUGGAUCAUGUAGGAGAUUAUAGAGCAUUACUAUAACAUCAUAUGACGCUAAGUUUUUA
Arachis ipaensis is the source of this 2780-nucleotide messenger RNA. RefSeq names its product two-component response regulator-like protein (gene PRR5). Lineage: Eukaryota; Viridiplantae; Streptophyta; Magnoliopsida; Fabales; Fabaceae. Gene Ontology annotation, molecular function: protein binding. Gene Ontology annotation, biological process: phosphorelay signal transduction system; cytokinin-activated signaling pathway. The record is from RefSeq and is a predicted model, not a curated record.